AUGCAAAUAUGCAAUGCAACGCAACGGCAGGAGGACAAGCUGCCCUACGCCUUCUACGUCGGCGACGAGGAGCUCUCCGUCCAGCUCGGCGCCUUCAUGCAACGCAACAACGCCACCGCGGAGGUCACCCUGCGCAUCGUCUACCAGCCGCAGGCCGUCUUCCGCAUCAGGCCCGUCAACCGAUGCUCAGCCACAAUCGCAGGCCACACCGAGGCUGUAUUGGCCGUUUCUUUCAGCCCCGACGGGAGAUGCUUGGCUAGUGGUUCAGGCGACACCACUGUUCGCUUCUGGGACCUCAGCACACAGACCCCAUUGUACACAUGCAAAGGCCACAAGAAUUGGGUUCUCUGCAUUGCAUGGUCACCUGAUGGGAAACAUCUUGUUAGUGGAAGCAAGUCAGGAGAGCUUAUAUUAUGGGACCCCAAAACAGGCAAUCAAUUGGGCACUCCUCUUACGGGACAUAGAAAGUGGAUUACUGCUGUAUCUUGGGAGCCAGUUCAUUUGCAAUCUCCUUCCCGUCGUUUUGUAAGUGCAAGUAAAGAUGGCGAUGCACGAAUUUGGGACAUUACCACAAAGAAGUGUGUUAUUUCCCUUUCAGGUCACACCAAUGCUGUGACCUGUGUCAAGUGGGGUGGAGACGGUUUGAUAUAUACAGGUUCUGAAGAUUGUUUAAUCAAAGUAUGGGAAACUACUCAGGGCAAGUUGGUCAAAACACUGCAGGGUCAUGGGCACUGGGUAAAUUCGCUUGCCUUGAGCACAGAAUAUGUUCUCCGCACUGGGGCAUAUGACCAUACCGGCAAGACAUUUUCAAGUCCAGAGGAAAUGAAAGAGGCAGCUCUUGCAAGAUAUGAGAAGAUGAGGGGUAAUGCUCCUGAGAGGCUGGUCUCUGGUUCAGAUGAUUUUACCAUGUUUCUUUGGGAACCAACGAUUAGCAAACAGCCGAAAGCUCGCAUGACUGGUCAUCAGAAGGUGGUGAACCAUGUCUACUUCUCCCCUGACGGGCAGUGGCUGGCGAGUGCCUCCUUUGACAAAUCGGUCAAGCUGUGGAACGGCAUCACGGGCAAAUUCGUCGCAGCUUUCCGAGGGCAUGUCGCGGAUGUGUACCAGAUCAGCUGGUCCGCCGACAGUCGGCUUCUGCUGAGUGGAAGCAAGGAUUCGACCCUAAAGGAAGAAGAUGAAGAUGAAGACAGUGCAUUUUGUUCUUGUGGAUUGGUUGAUGACAUGGACAUGGACAUGAAUCAGGUGUGGGAUAUCCGGGCGCGCAAGCUGAAGCAGGACCUGCCAGGGCACGCGGACGAGGUGUACGCCGUGGAUUGGAGCCCCGACGGCGAGAAGGUUGUCUCUGGUGGCAAAGACAGGGUCCUAAAGUUGUGGAUGAACUAA
Messenger RNA from Triticum turgidum subsp. durum (durum wheat), 1383 nucleotides. The record is from the annotation of a GenBank genome assembly. NCBI's taxonomy places the organism in Eukaryota, Viridiplantae, Streptophyta, Magnoliopsida, Poales, Poaceae.